Molecule: messenger RNA, 1623 nt
Organism: Tupaia belangeri chinensis (Chinese tree shrew)
Lineage: Eukaryota; Metazoa; Chordata; Mammalia; Scandentia; Tupaiidae
Gene: CRYZL1
Product: crystallin zeta like 1
Exons: 13
Coding region: 13-1182 (389 amino acids)
Molecular function (GO): oxidoreductase activity
Source: RefSeq, a predicted model, not a curated record
UCCGAGUGGCGCAUGCUGGGAUUUGUGGUUUUGCGCUGUGUUGCUACCGUGUUCCCUGCAACGUCCGCGAGUCAAGCCUCGCCCUGCAGGAGUGACGAAUGGCCUGACCUAUGGGAGCAGCGUCUGGGCUUGAGGGGGCGGGUUCUCUGCGGAAGGAUUGAAGGUGGCGGUGGCGAAGGCGCAGGCCGUUGGGGCAGCUCAGAGCAGGUGACUAUGAAGGGCUUAUAUUUUCAACAGAACUCCACAAAUGAAGAAAUAACAUUUGUAUUUCAAGAAAGGGAAAAUCUUCCUGUUACAGAAGAUAACUUUGUAAAAGUUCAAGUUAAAGCGUGUGCACUGAGCCAGAUAAAUACAAAGCUUCUGGCAGAAAUGAAGAUGGAGAAGGACUUCUUCCCUGCUGGAAGAGAAAUUGCUGGAAUUGUUUUAGAUGUUGGAAGCAAAGUAUCAUUCUUUCAACCAGAUGAUGAAGUAGUUGGAAUUUUGCCCCUGGAUUCUGAAGACCCUGGACUUUGUGAAGUUGUUAGAGUACAUGAGCAUUACCUGGUUCAUAAACCAGAAAAGGUCACAUGGACAGAAGCAGCUGGGACCAUUCGGGAUGGAGUACGAUGCUAUACAGCUCUGCAUUAUCUUUCUCAUCUCUCUCCUGGAAAAUCGGUGCUGAUAAUGGAUGGAGCGAGUGCCUUUGGCACAAUAGCUAUUCAGUUAGCUCACCAUCGAGGAGCCAAAGUGAUUUCAACAGCUCACAGCCUGGAAGACAAGCAGUGCCUUGAGAGACUCAGGCCUCCUGUAGCCCGAAUAAUUGAUGUAUCCAAUGGGAAAGUCCAUGUUGCUGAAAGCUGUUUGGAAGAAACAGGUGGCCUAGGAGUCGAUAUUGUCCUAGAUGCUGGAGUGAGAUUAUAUAGUAAAGAUGAUGAACCAGCUGUAAAAUUACAACUCCUGCCACAUAAACAUGAUAUCAUCACACUUCUUGGUGUUGGAGGCCAUUGGGUAACAACAGAAGAAAACCUGCAGUUGGAUCCUCCAGAUAGCCAUUGCCUUUUCCUCAAGGGAGCAACGGUGGCUUUCCUGAAUGAUGAAAUUUGGAAUUUGUCAAAUGUACAACAGGGAAAGUAUCUUUCUACGUAUCUUAAAAGAUGUGAUGGAGAAGUUAUCAGCUGGUGUUUUCAGACCUCAGCUGGAUGAACCCAUUCCACUAUAUGAGGCAAAAGUUUCCAUGGAAGUUGUUCAGAAAAAUCAAGCAAGAAAAAAGCAAGUUGUUCAAUUUUAAUUUUCUUUUCUCAGACCUCAGUUGGAUGAUCCCAUUCCAGUCUUCUUUGGAAAAUGUUGCGAAAAAUUAAGGAAGAUAAAGCAAGUUGGUCUGUUUUUAAGCAUGUUUUCCUACAAGACAAGAUGCUCACUUACUUGAAAAGUUAUCAUGCAAUCAAGAUAAUUCUGUAAUUAACAUCUGAAAGGAAAAAAGCCUUCUUAGUUACUGUUUCUAUAUAUUUUGCCUCUGCUAUAAAGUUCUUUCCAUGAAGAAAAAUGUUGCUUUCAGCAGAAGCCACACUACUCCACAUUACCCUAUUGAUAAAGUUGUUACAGACCUUUGCUAUACCUGUCAAAAUAAGGUUAUGUUCUAUGAAA